UAAAUCAAAUCCUAAAUUUGGAUUACGUUAAUUAAUCCGGAUUAUUUAGUUGUUAUCUUCUAUUCUGCGUCGUUCUUCAUUGGUCACUGAAUCACUGCAAUUCUUGGUUUCCGUUUCUCACUCAACUCUCUCUCUCUCUCUCUCUCUCUCUCUCUCUCUACCACCUUCAAAUUCCCGCUCAAAGAUAUGUCAAUCAUUGGGCGCAGAGGAAUCCAUUUCUUGCAUAAAUUGAAUGCUGAAAACGUUCCCGUUGCUCUGAUAGAGAAGGGCCAGAGUCGAGUCAUAGAUGCUUCUCUCACACUCAUUCGUGAGAGGGCAAAGCUCAAGGGAGAACUUGUACGUGCUUUAGGAGGAGCUGUGGCAUCCACAUCUCUUCUUGGAGUUCCUCUUGGACAUAACUCAUCGUUUCUUCAAGGGCCAGCUUUUGCUCCUCCGAGGAUUAGAGAGGCUAUCUGGUGUGGGAGCACCAACUCAACUACUGAAGAAGGGAAAGAACUAAAUGACCCGAGGGUGCUAACUGAUGUUGGUGAUGUUCCUGUCCAAGAAAUUCGAGAUUGUGGAGUAGAUGAUGACAGACUGAUGAAUGUCAUAAGUGAGUCUGUCAAGCUAGUAAUGGAACAGGAUCCACUGCGCCCAUUAGUGUUAGGUGGUGACCACUCAAUUUCUUAUCCUGUCGUAAGAGCUGUCACUGAGAAGCUUGGGGGACCUGUGGAUAUUCUUCAUCUUGACGCCCAUCCUGAUAUCUAUCAUGCCUUUGAAGAUAAUAAAUAUUCACAUGCAUCUUCUUUUGCUCGUAUUAUGGAAGGGGGUUAUGCUCGGCGCCUAUUGCAGGUUGGCAUUAGAUCAAUUAACAAUGAAGGGCGUGUACAAGGAAAACGUUUUGGUGUUGAGCAAUAUGAAAUGCGAACCUUUUCACGAGAUCGUCACUUUUUGGAAAAUCUGAAAUUAGGGGAAGGUGUGAAGGGAGUGUAUAUCUCGAUAGAUGUAGAUUGCCUGGAUCCUGCGUUUGCUCCUGGAGUGUCACACAUUGAGCCAGGUGGUCUCUCCUUCCGCGAUGUACUCAACAUACUCCAUAACCUCCAAGGUGAUGUUGUUGCUGCAGAUGUCGUUGAGUUCAACCCACAGCGUGAUACUGUUGAUGGGAUGACUGCAAUGGUUGCUGCUAAGCUGGUGAGAGAGCUGACUGCGAAAAUUUCAAAAUGAUGCAAUGAUCCGCGUUCCUUUCAGAACGCAUGGCCUGGAGACCAAAAGCUUUCAGUAUAACACGGAUUUCUUUUCGGGACAGCUGAACUGCCAGUAUUAAACAUUUAGCUGUAGCAUGCGAUAUCGUAAUUCAUUUUCAGCAAUAAUAUUCCAGAGGGGACAUGGUAUCCUUAAUGGUUUGAUGCAAGUUUGAGACCAGACAGAUUUUCGAAGCUCAAUGUCGCCUCCCUAUGUUUAAGUAAGAAUAAUAUCCAAUUUACCCAGUUUGACUAUGUAAUCAACAAGCAGUUUAGAAGUUGAUCAUAAAUUUUCAUGUA
Pyrus x bretschneideri (Chinese white pear) is the source of this 1520-nucleotide messenger RNA. Its product is annotated as arginase 1, mitochondrial. The coding region runs from base 187 to 1203 and encodes 338 amino acids. The transcript has 7 exons. The record is from RefSeq and is a predicted model, not a curated record. Gene Ontology annotation, molecular function: agmatinase activity; metal ion binding. NCBI's taxonomy places the organism in Eukaryota, Viridiplantae, Streptophyta, Magnoliopsida, Rosales, Rosaceae.